UUCCUGUUAAGGCAGAGUUAAUUAUAAUAAAUAGAGUAUUCUCAGGGUUGAAUACACAAACUAAUUGCUAAUUGAUUAUAUAUGCAGCUGACAAUGUCCAACAUGGAAGGCUAGCUCUUAAAUUUCAGAGAGACGUCGAAGGCAGGAAGAGCUUUCGUCAAUGGUGACAUUAACAAAUAAAUCUCUCAUGUAUUUCGAGGAUUUGACGCUUCCCACUGUUCAGGUUAUAGUAAUGACAGCAAGCAUGAGAUGUUCUCGAUGCCGUCAAAGAGUUUCCCAAGUUAUUUCCAGGAUGUCUGCAGGGUUGAAAGAGUACACAGUAGACGUGCACAACAAACAAGUAAUUAUGAAGGGAGAUACUGGAAAGCAGUGGAAGAAAGAGGAUGAUCAUUCCAAUGACGAAAUGAACAAUGAGCGUUGUCAGAGAUUAAAACUGUUCUUGAGAUCUUUCGUGGCGACUUGCUUUGGUAAUUAUAUGGCUAAUUAAGACAACCUAUGAAUUAAUAUAGCAACUUUUGCCGUUGAAAGUAAUUGAUUAGUGCUAUUUGUCAUGUGAUUUUUGUUUAUUUUUGGUCCGUAUUCUUAUCAAUAUAGCGACUCUGAAAAUUAAGCACCUUGAAA
This is a messenger RNA of Populus trichocarpa (black cottonwood), 621 nucleotides long. RefSeq lists its product as uncharacterized. Bases 161 to 487 code for a protein of 108 amino acids. Lineage: Eukaryota; Viridiplantae; Streptophyta; Magnoliopsida; Malpighiales; Salicaceae. The transcript has 3 exons. The record is from RefSeq and is a predicted model, not a curated record. Gene Ontology annotation, molecular function: metal ion binding.